AAUUUGGGCUGGGUGGCGUGUUGUUUACUGAAUCUCACGGGCCGGUGGAACACAAAUAUCAGAAUCGAAACUUAUUUUGUCUCACUGAGUCAACGGACGUGACACGGUAUAGCUGACAGAGUAAGGAGAGACGGCAUCUAGUAUAAACGUUCAACAGUCGUAUUAUUCAUUCAGUCUAGUGUCAAUUUGAAGACGAACAUAGAAUCACAAUGAAGAAGUCCUGCUGUAUUUACAGCACUGGGGUACUUUCACUUGUUGUUUUAAUUGUCAGCAUCGCUCUGGUUUUGUCGCAGGUCUUCCAGAACGCACUCAACGCACGAAUAAAGAAGGAAAUAAUACUGAAGAAUGGCACUGAUGCUUUUGAGGCCUGGGAGAACCCUCCUCCGCCAGUGUAUAUGCAGUUUUACUUCUUUGAUCUGAGAAACCCCUCUGAGGUACUUCUAGGAGAGAAGCCAUUUGUGGAGGAGAAGGGACCUUACACUUACAGAGAGUUCAGGCCAAAGGAGAAUGUGAGAUUUUCUGACAAUGACACUAAAGUAUCAGCCACCAUGCCCAAGACAUAUGUGUUUGUGCCUGAGAUGUCCGUGGGAUGCCGAGAAGAUGAUCCAAUCAGAACUGUUAAUGUUCCUGCUAUAACAAUGAUUGAAAAGUUUAAAACUCACCCAUUGAUAAGUAACCUAAUAUCAUCAUACAUGAAGUCCCAAAAUAUAGGUCUGUUUGUGACCCGUACUGUACAUGAACUACUCUGGGGAUACAAAGAUCCUUUACUUGCUGUUGUUCACAAAGUUCGCCCUGACAUUGAUGAAUACUUUGGCCUCUUUUAUAAGAUGAACACCACUGAUGAUGGUGAAUAUGUCGUCCUGACUGGAGAACAGGACUAUAAAGACUUUGCCAGAAUAGUUGAGUGGAGAGGUGAAAGCUCGCUGGAUUGGUGGACCUCCGAGACGUGUAAUAUGAUCAAUGGGACCGAUGCAGCUUCCUUUCACCCACUCAUAACAAAGAAUGAAACAAUCUACAUUUUCUCAUCAGAUUUGUGCAGGUCUCUUUAUGCUACAUUUGAAAAGGAAGUCCAUGUGAAGGGGAUACCCGCCUACAGAUUUGUUCCACCCAAAGAAGUGUUUGCCAAUAUCACAGUAAAUCCGGCAAAUGUUGGCUUCUGUGUGCCAGCAGGAAACUGCUUGGGUUCAGGGCUCUUAAACGUCAGCGUGUGCAAGCAAGGUGCGCCAAUUAUUAUGUCAUCACCGCAUUUUUAUCAGGCAGAUCAGAAAUACAUUGAUGAUGUGGCCGGAAUGAAUCCAAAUAAGGAGGAUCAUCAAACGAUAAUGGACAUUAACCCGCUCACAGGCAUUCUUGUGAGGGGUGCAAAACGAGUCCAGGUGAACGCCUUUCUUGAGAAAAUUGAAGCUUUUAGCCAAACUGGAAAUGUGUCAACACUGGUUUUCCCUGUGAUGUAUCUCAACGAGAGUGUGGAGAUUGAUGCCGAGUCUGCAGACAAAGUGAAGUCGGUGGUGUACCAGGCCAAUGUGGUCAUCAACAUCCCCUUCAUAAUAAUGGCCUUUGGGAUUCUUCUGGGGGUUAUCUUCAUUGUAUUUUUGUGCAAGAACCGAGAGCCAGAGGGAACUAAAGAAGAACAAGGACCUCUUUUGCAAGCAUCAUCAUAACCAUGCCUAAAGGAAAAUAUAUUUUUUGAUAGUGGAAGCUUUGAAAUGCUCGCUGCUUGUAACUCUAUGGGGGAGGGCUGGCCUUUCUAGGCUAGUCUCAUAAGUUCCUUUCUUUCUGCACUCUGUAACCCCAGGACUGUAAUAUUUACCAACUUUACUACACUACCCAUAUAAAAGUUUACAAUAGUAAAAGCAUAGCAUAUGAAUGUAUUGUACAGAAUGAGAUAUGGUGAACUAUGGUAAAUGCAUAGUAGAACUAUGGGAGUGGGAUGGUAAAACUGCAAAAAUACAGUGGUACAUUUUUAUAUGGGUAUUGCUUCUAGAAUAAUAUUGACUACCUGUAUGUACUGCAUGGUAAAGGUUGCUAUUUGAACUGCAGGUUGCUGGUUACAGGCUGUGUAAGUGUUCAGAGUGGAUUUUGGUGCAGCACCUAACACUUAUCGAAUCCACUAUUUUAUUUUUGAUAAAUGCAGACACUGCUGUGUUAUGAUGGUACUACAACUAAAUGUUUCUCCUCAAUUACUGGCAUUAUUAUAAACUAUGCAGGUUUUACAGGUUUCCUCUAACUCAUUCUGUAAUCGUUGUUUGUUUGUUUUUUUCAUAGUGGAGAAAUCAAAAGAAAAGACUGCUGUAAUACUGUUAGGCAUCCUCUGAACAUCUGGUUCUGGUCUUGUUCCAACCAUGUGCUUAAUAAUUAUAUUAAAGAAAUUGAGUCCCUGGCCAGGUCCUAAAGCACUUGCGGCUACUUUCACAGACCCCGUCUUGGACUACCUUACCAAACUAAUAUUAGGUAGUCCAGGAUUAGUGCUAAUCCGGGUCUGUGAAACCAGACAUUAAUCAUUUAAGUACAGUAUAACAAUUAAACAUGUCAUGGAACAGCACUCUAACCAGAGUUGUCUAGCCGUGUUAAAAUAAAAAAUCUUAGGCCCCACAUUUUCAGUCAGGCUCACAGAUAAUAUUUUUUGUGUCCUAUUAUUUUAUUUUUUUUAUGAUUGUAAUGAUCUCUUUUGAAACACUUUUUGCAGUUGUUGGAACAUGGCUCUAACUAACUGAAGCUUUCAGGUGAACUAAUUCUGUUUAUUAAAAAUUGCACUGUCCCUCAGUCAUUUUCUAAACUAAAAUACAAUGACACUUUCUGUGUCUGUUCUUCCAUAAUUUGACCUUCUUUGCACUUUCGCUGAAAGCAACAGCGUUUAAAGCGGUAGCUUUCGUGAUACAAGCUUCCUCUCCAUUUGAAUCCUGCCGACCACAACUCCACUGAUCCACAAAGGCUGGCGUCUGCUUAGUGUAGCAUUCGAGCGUUAGAAAUGACAUGUUCAAGCUUCUAGCCUUGGAAGCAAAGCAGAAAUGAAAGGGAAUUUCCUUUUUUCUUAAAUUGUAUUUUGUUACACUAGUACUGUAACAUUUUACAAACAUCUACUGAGCUGCUAUUCUCAGGGUAUGAGCCGCCUUACGGAAGCUAAAACUAUUAUUUAAAACCAUAGAUGGCAGCACAUCUCUGCGCUUUUCUUAAUUAUCGUAAUAUGAUAUAAAAAGCUAUAAAGUAAGGAAAGAGAGACAAAUCUCAUUGGCUAAAAAGAAUUCCAAUCUGUGCAACAAUGGCACCAUACCAGCGCAGCUUAGAACUUUUCAAACCACACUGAUUUCAUUUGACAGCCUAUUUACUUUGAUACCUGUGGAGCAGUCGUGUCAUUAUUUCACUCCUAGGUGUGUGAGUGUUGAACCACAUUUAAACUUCCUGUUGUGUGUUAAUGCUUUCAUAUAGUGGUUCAACUGUACAUAAUAUCCUCAUUACAGUCUGAUUUCCAUGUUAUUUUCUGCUUGCUUUAAAAUCAAACACUUGUAAAAAGGGAAUGCUUGUCUUUGAUUAAUGAUUGACCUGCUUCAGAAUUGAUGUACUGUAUGUCUAAUAACAAAGUUAUGGCUAGUAACAUUCCACAGCUCUCAGUGUGCCUGCUUUAUAGCAGGUGCUCACAAAUGUCAAACAGGUGAACCUUGUAGGUAAUACUGGAGCUGAAGAGCUACCAGUUAAACAAAGAUAAGCAAAGUUUAAGAUGAAAUGAUCUUGUGUGCAGGUACAUUAUAUAAAGACCCUAGAAUGGAGGCAUUACUUUUGGAAUAUUUUUUUUUGUUUGAAUAAGUUAUUUGAAAAGUAUCUUAUCAGCAUACUCUCCUUUUGAAGUAUUUCUCUUGUUUUGUCAUCAGUACUUGUAGUUGCAAUAUAAUUCUCUGUUAUUAUUAUCAAUUAUGAUUUUAACUGCAUACUAUAAAAUGUCUUGAGUGGUCAUAGUCCGAGAGUAAAUUUGAUAAAUGUUAAUACAGGGGGAAAGUAAAACACUCUAACUAAAGAAUGCAUAUAGGAACACAUUGUUUUAAUAUUGUAUGCACAGACAUUUAAUGUGCACGUCUAAAUGAGAUCAUCAAUACAGCCUGGUAUCAAAAUAGUUUAAAAAAAAUAAAUUAAAAAAAGUAAUAAAAGAUAAUAACCAGUGUGUUUUAUUUUUUGGCCAAAGUUGGUUCUUUUGCUUUUGCUUUUACAUGUUGGCCUUUUGUUUUGUAGUAAAUAUGAGUCAAAUAAACUUUCCAGUAUUCUAAGAUUCCGUAGAUAGUGGGCAAAUAAUUCUAUAAAACGAUUUGCUUUACUACUGUCGAAUUACAGCAUGUAAUGUUUCAUUAAAAACAAUGUGAUUGCACUAUACAGAUUAUUCUAAGGAGGAGAUAAACAUAUUGUGUUUAGUCUACUCAAAAAUGUUUAAUUCAGAAAAUUUUGUAAUGUUGCUACAUCAUGUUUAAACAAUUUAAGCACAGUGUUUUACAAUUUAAAACAAUUCUAUUCACAAUUCAAUGUAACAAACAUAACAAUAAACCAUUCUAAAAGA
Acipenser ruthenus (sterlet) is the source of this 4540-nucleotide messenger RNA. RefSeq names its product lysosome membrane protein 2-like. Lineage: Eukaryota; Metazoa; Chordata; Actinopteri; Acipenseriformes; Acipenseridae. Gene Ontology annotation, cellular component: membrane; lysosome; cytoplasm. Gene Ontology annotation, biological process: receptor-mediated endocytosis; protein targeting to lysosome. The coding region runs from base 210 to 1661 and encodes 483 amino acids. Gene Ontology annotation, molecular function: scavenger receptor activity. The transcript has 12 exons. The record is from RefSeq and is a predicted model, not a curated record.